AUGAGUGUUCGUAUUGUAUCGUAUAAUAUUUUUGCUCCAGUUUAUGCUGAUCGUCCUGAACAUUACUUUAAAUGUCAACCUGAAUUUCUUAAAACUGAUUAUCGAUGGAAUUUAAUUCGAGAUCAAUUAGAACACGAAAUUGUUAAUCAUAAAAAUACAAUUAUUUGUUUACAAGAAGUUUCUCUUACACUUAUACCUGAUCUUGAAUUAUUUUUUCGUCGAUUAAAUUAUAGUUUCUUUCAUAAUCUUUAUGGUCAAAUGCGUAAUGAUUAUAUGGGAGGGAUUGCUAUGGCAAUUCCCAUUACAAUGCGACUUAAUUCUAUGUCUAUUAUUAGAAUUGGAGAUCGUAUUCGAUCGAUGAUGAAACUUCGUUCUGAACAAACCACGUCACUUCCAACUGAUUUAUGGGAAAUUGCUGCGAGUCAACCGCAUACAUUUAUCUGUUUACAAUUAGUUAUUAAUGAUAAACAAUUAUCUGUUGGUACGUAUCAUAUGCCUUGUCUUUACAAACAACCUGAUGUUAUGUUAAUACAUUCGUCGAUAAUAAAAGAUUUGAUGUUUGAAUUAGCAGCUGGACAAAAUUUUAUUCUAGCAGGUGAUUUUAAUUUUAAACCUCGAGAUAUUUGUUAUAAAUAUUUAAUCAAAGAAGAACAUGUCGAUUGUAAUUUACCUGAAUCUGCUAUUGAACAAAAACUGAAAAGUGCUUAUCGUGAAAAGAAUGGAAGUGAACCUGUGUAUACAGAUUUUUCUCAUAAAUGUAAUUCAGAACGAUUUUGUGAAACACUUGAUUAUAUUUUUUAUAAUGGUCAUCUAACUGUGGAUAAUGUAUUGCAAUUACCCGAUCAACCUACUAGUGAAUCUUAUCCUGAUCAAACACAUCCUUCGGAUCAUCUGAUGAUUGCAGCAACAUUUCGAUUGUUAUAA
Molecule: messenger RNA, 924 nt
Organism: Adineta ricciae
Lineage: Eukaryota; Metazoa; Rotifera; Eurotatoria; Adinetida; Adinetidae
Source: the annotation of a GenBank genome assembly